Molecule: messenger RNA, 1448 nt
Organism: Ipomoea triloba (trilobed morning glory)
Lineage: Eukaryota; Viridiplantae; Streptophyta; Magnoliopsida; Solanales; Convolvulaceae
Product: iron-sulfur protein NUBPL
Exons: 7
Coding region: 174-941 (255 amino acids)
Biological process (GO): iron-sulfur cluster assembly; mitochondrial respiratory chain complex I assembly
Cellular component (GO): mitochondrion
Molecular function (GO): 4 iron, 4 sulfur cluster binding; ATP binding; ATP-dependent FeS chaperone activity
Source: RefSeq, a predicted model, not a curated record
CAUUUUAUGAUUCACAACACGAAUCCGAUCUAAAAAUGGGUUAUUCUCACGGGUCGGUUAACCCACGGAUCCGUAUCUUUGUCUGUGUUUGACCAACCCAACCAGGGCUUGUGUACACAGUUUCCAGAAUUCCAAGUCAUAGGGAUUGUGCUCUUUAAUAUCUGACUGAAUUUAUGAAGGGGGUUUUCAAGCAUUUCACUCUUGGUGGGGUGAGGGGGUUCGCAGUGGGGCGUGGUACGUCACCCAAUACCCAAAACCUUAAGAUUAAAGGAAUUAAAGACAUCAUAGCGGUUGCUUCAGGCAAAGGUGGUGUUGGCAAGUCCACCACUUCUGAGAGGAAGAUGAUUCCAAUUGAAAGUUAUGGCGUUAAAUGUAUUUCAAUGGGAUCUCUUGUGGAGGAAGGUGCAGCAAUCGUAUGGAGGGGACCUAUGGUCAUGAAAGCUCUUGAGCAGAUGACUAGAGGAGUUGAUUGGGGAAUCCUAGAUAUUCUUGUGGUGGAUAUGCCCCCAGGUACUGGAGAUGCUCAGAUAUCUAUUUCCCAGAGGCUUCAGUUGUCAGGAGGAUUGAUUGUUUCAACUCCUCAGGAUGUUGCAUUAAUGGAUGCUCGCAGAGGUGCUAAAAUGUUUUCCAAAGUUAAUGUUCCGAUUCUAGGAAUCUUGGAAAACAUGAGCUACUUUAAAUGCCCAAAUUGCAAUGAACCCUCAUAUAUCUUUGGCAAAGGAGGGGCUCGUAAAACAGCUGACGAAAUGGGCAUGAAGUUUCUUGGUGAGGUACCACUAGAAGUAGGGAUCAGAAGUGGUUCUGAUGAAGGUCUCCCAAUUGUAGUAUCAGAACCUCAUUCUGUAGUAUCCCAAGUGUAUGGUGAGAUUGCUGAGAAAGUUGUCAAAGGACUUGAAGAAUUGGACCAGGAGCAACAUUUCCGACCAGAGAUAACUUUGUGAUGUGAUAGACGACACCAGGUGCAGACGUGACUAAAAAUAUUAUGUCAAAUCUCUAAUUGGAAGAGGGUAUGAUGCUUCAAGCACCCCUUCUCUGCCCCAUCUGAUUGAAACGAACUCCCAGCUCUCUUCCCUUGUCUCAAAAUGACCGCCUCAGAUGUAUAAAGAAUCCUUUUUUUUUUUUUGGGUCUAAUACAGGUCAAGGCCCUCCUCAGUAGUCCUCACUCCUCACCUGAAUAAAUGGACCAAUGUCAGCAGAAGUGGGAGUAUAUUUUUGGUUUCCAGAGCGCAGGAUUUUGUUUUAAUUUUUAGUGCAAGGGAUUUUGUUUUAUUUGACAUCUAGAGUGCAGGAGGUUUAACCUUGAUAAACUUGGUUUUGGUUUGGUGCUUUACAGAGAGAAAAAGCAUACUCCGUAGAUGUUUUUUUUUUUGAGAAUAAUACUCCGUAGAUGUUAAGACUCAAAAUUUCAUUACUAUUUGGAGAGUUACAAGUAGUUGAAAAGGAGGGGA